AUGGCAGUUAUUAAUAAUCCAAACAAUUGGCAUUGGACAGACAAGAAUUGUAUUACUUGGGCUCGUAAAUAUUUUGAAGAGCACCUAAUUGGUCUUAAUACAGGAUCAGAUGAGAAGGCACAUUACUGUGAAGUCACUUCCAUUUCAUCCAUGGAAGGUGAUUGUGAAGUGAAUCAACGAAAGGGGAAAGUAAUUUCUUUAUUUGAUUUGAAUAUUGUUAUGAUGAUUAGGGGACAAGUGGAUGAUGAAUCAUUUGAAGGUAGUAUUAGUGUUCCUGAAGUUGCAUUUGAUAGUGCUAUCGAUGAUUAUCAAUUUGAUAUUUCUAUUUAUAAGGAGACAAGUAAGUUGAAUGAAAUCAAACCUAAGAUUAGAGAAAAUUUGAUCCCACAAUUGAGAGAUAAGUUUUUCCAAUUUGGGAAGGAUCUAUUAGUUACACAUGGCUCUGAUAUUUUACUUCCAGAGGAUCAAGUUAAUUCUUCAUAUACAAAACAAAAUCAAGAAAAAAGUUUUGCUAAUUCAUCCUCUUCUAAGAAACAAGCACAAGCACAAACAUCUCAAAUAUCAAAUGAUGUGAAAGAUUCCGCAUCUACUUCUAACACUAAGAAAGAAACAACUACUAUCACAAGUAAUAGUGGGAACACAGCAUCUAUUCAUUUGGAGCCAUCAUUUAAUGUUCCUGCAUCUGAAUUGUAUAGGACAUUUCUUGAAAAGCAACGUGUCAUGGCAUGGAGCAGAUCUAUGAUUAGAUAUCCAUCUGGAGAAAACUCAUCAUCGAAAGAUCUAAGUAUAGGAGAGAAAUUUGAAUUAUUUGGUGGUAAUGUUACCAGUGAAUUGGUUGAAAGUAAAUUGAAUCAAAAAUUAGUAUUCAAUUGGAGAUUGAAUGAUUGGAGAUCUGGGAACACAUCAAGAUUGGAGUUAGAGUUCCAUGAAUCUAAAGAAUAUCAUGAAACGAAAGUGAAAGUUAGUUGGACAGGUAUUCCAAUUGGUGAAGAAGACAGAGUUCGUGCAAAUUUUGAAGAAUAUUAUGUUAGAUCGAUCAAGAUAACAUUUGGUUUCGGAGCUGUUUUAUAA
This is a messenger RNA of Naumovozyma dairenensis CBS 421, 1071 nucleotides long. It is a transcript of the gene AHA1, whose product is annotated as Aha1p. The transcript has a single exon. Gene Ontology annotation, cellular component: cytosol. Gene Ontology annotation, molecular function: protein-folding chaperone binding; ATPase activator activity. Lineage: Eukaryota; Fungi; Ascomycota; Saccharomycetes; Saccharomycetales; Saccharomycetaceae. Bases 1 to 1071 code for a protein of 356 amino acids. Gene Ontology annotation, biological process: positive regulation of ATP-dependent activity; protein folding. The record is from RefSeq and is a predicted model, not a curated record.